AUGGGAAAAAUUCAUCAAGAAGUCGAUAGCACAACCCCUCACGAACCCCACGUGUUACUUUUUCCGAUUCCAUUUCAAGGCCCGGUUAAUUGUUUUCUAAAGUUAGCCGAACUCCUAUGUCUUUCCGGCAUUCAUGUCACCUUUCUUAACACUAAUCACAUCCACGGUCCUCUUUUACGCCACACCCAAGUCUUGUCUCGUUUCAGCGGCUACCCUAACUUCCAGUUUGAGACAAUACCGGAUGGACUAGAGCAUGAAAACCCGGCCUCUAGAGACCAGUUCCGAGAGGUUAUAAAUGCCAUAGAUGUUGUGACUAAACCACUUUUUAGGGAGAUGAUUGUUUCGGGUAGCUUGAGUAGGAGAUCUAAGCGGCCAGUGACAGUGAUGAUAGUGGAUGGGGUGUUGAGUUUUGCCGCGGAAGUCGCUAUUGAAACAUCUACCCCGGUUCUUAGCUUUGAAACCAUUAGUCCAUGCUGCUUGUGGACUUCUUAUUUCAAUCUUCAUAACCUUAUUGAAGCUGGGCAUCUUCCUUUCAAAGGAAAUGAUUUGGACGAACCGAUCAACAAUGUGGCAGGCACUGAAUAUGUUCUGCGUAAACGGGAUCUUGCUGAAUUCUGUCGAAAUAAAAACCUAUCCGACCCUAAAAUUCAACAUACCUUAGUAGAAGCUCAAACCAUUCCUAGGACCCAAGGGCUCAUACUCAACACAUUCGAAGAGUUGGAUGGUCUAACACUCCCACACAUGAAAAAGCUUUGUCCGAACAUUUACACUAUAGGCCCGAUACACUCUUUACACAAAGCUCGACUCAAUACCAAGUCCCCAAAAAGCUCCUUCUCAAAUAGUAUUUGGAAGGAAGAUCAAACUUGUUUGUCGUGGCUUGAUAAAUUUCCUACAAAAACCGUUGUGUAUGUUAGCAUUGGGAGUCUUGCAACCUUGACAUUUGAUCAGAUGCUCGAAGUAUGGCAUGGCUUGGUUAAUAGUAAUAAACCUUUUUUGUGGGUGAGGCGCCCAGGGUCAAUCACUGGCGGGUAUAACGAGUCUAUUGUUCCGAGUGAUUUACUAGAGCAUACGAAAGAAAUUGGGUGUAUAGUAGAUUGGGCCCCACAAGAAGCUGUCUUAGCCCAUCGAGCCGUUGGUGGGUUUUUCACACAUAGUGGGUGGAACUCAACCUUGGAGAGCAUAGCUCAGGGUAUUCCAAUGAUAUGUUGGCCGUUCCAUGUAGACCAACAAGUGAAUGGUCGAUUUGUGGGAGAGGUAUGGAAGGCUGGAAUCGACAUAAAAGAUACUUGUGAUCGAUUUAUUGUUGAAAAGGCUGUGAGGGAUAUCAUGGAUGUGAAACGAAAUGUAUUUACACGAACUACGAAUAUUUGGGCAAGUCUUGUGAAAGAAUCCAUUGGUGAGACAGGGUCAUCAUCCAUAAGUUUGGGUCGCUUAAUAGAUGAUAUAAGAGUAAUGAGUUCGACAAUGAAUUAA
Molecule: messenger RNA, 1473 nt
Organism: Erigeron canadensis
Lineage: Eukaryota; Viridiplantae; Streptophyta; Magnoliopsida; Asterales; Asteraceae
Product: 7-deoxyloganetic acid glucosyltransferase-like
Exons: 2
Coding region: 1-1473 (490 amino acids)
Molecular function (GO): UDP-glycosyltransferase activity
Source: RefSeq, a predicted model, not a curated record